AUGUCCUUGAUUCUCCCAGAAAACUUCCAACACAUCAUCCGUAUCUACAAUACCAACGUAGACGGUAGACGUAAGAUCAUGUACGCCUUGACCAACGUCAAGGGUAUCGGUCGUAGAUUCGCCAAUCUCGUCUGUAAGAAGGCUGACGUCGAUCUCCAAAAGAGAGCUGGUGAACUCAGCAAGGAUGAAGUCGAGAGACUUACCACCAUCUUGAACCACCCAAGACAAUACAACAUCCCAGCUUGGUUCUUGAACAGACAAAAGGACAUUAAGGACGGAAAGUACUCCCAAGCUCUUGCCAAUCAACUUGAUGUCAAAUACAGAGAGGAUCUCGAACGUUUGAAGAAGAUCAGAGCUCAUCGUGGUAUCAGACAUCACAUGGGUCUCCGUGUCAGAGGUCAAAAGACCAAGACCACCGGUAGACGUGGUAGAACUGUUGGUGUAUCAAAGAAGAAGGGUGGAUAA
Heterostelium album PN500 is the source of this 465-nucleotide messenger RNA. It is a transcript of the gene rps18, whose product is annotated as uS13 family ribosomal protein. Gene Ontology annotation, biological process: translation. The record is from RefSeq and is a predicted model, not a curated record. Gene Ontology annotation, molecular function: RNA binding; structural constituent of ribosome. Lineage: Eukaryota; Evosea; Eumycetozoa; Acytosteliales; Acytosteliaceae. The transcript has 3 exons. The coding region runs from base 1 to 465 and encodes 154 amino acids. Gene Ontology annotation, cellular component: small ribosomal subunit; cytosol; ribosome.